GCCGCGACACCAGCACCCGUCGGAUGCCCAGCCUGCCUCGGAUCCGGUUCAGGCCGCUGCGCUUCGGCGGCGGUGCAGACCGCCACGACACCAAGGACCGACCGUCGUCGUCACUGUCGGCGACGGUGGCGGCGGUCGACGAGCCCGACGACAGCGACGGUGCCUCGUCGCACCGGGACGAGUCCGGGGACGACGACGAGACCGGCGUGCUGACGCGGCUCGCCUCGCGCGUGCAGCGCACCGACAGCCUGGAGCUGAAGCUGGCGCUGCGGCCCGACCGGCAGCAACUGAUUGACCGCAACAUCCUGCAGCUGCAGACGGAGCAGGACCGCACCGACUGGCGCUGCGAGCUGAGCGCCCGGCUCAACCGGCGCCUCAGCCUGCGGCCCACCGCCGAGGAGCUCGAGGAACGCAACAUCCUCAGGACCAUGUCGCUCGAGGACUCCAUUCGUGACAUGGAGAACCGCAAGGUGACCCUGCUGCGCAAGCUCAGCUUCCGGCCGACCAUCGACGAGCUGAGACAACGCAAGGUGAUCCACUUCAACGAAUACGUGGAGGUGACGCAGGCGCACCAGUACGACAGACGCGCCGACAAGCCCUGGACUCGCCUCACACCACGCGACAAGGCCAUGAUUCGCAAGGAGCUGAACGACUUCAAGUCGGCAGAGAUGGACGUGCACCAGGAGUCGCGCCAUCUGACGCGCUUCCACCGACCCUGAGCGCGGCGCGCUGUGAUAGCAGAGCCAUCUGUCGCACAACUAACGAACUAGCGGUACAUGCAACGGCCGCAUGAGCGCUGGCGGCGGGUAUGGAGUUCUUCACGUUCCGUAGUUGUGUGAUGGAUGCCUGAUGCACCACAUCAUCACCUCUUUGAAUGUGCGUUGUUGAAUCGGCGACGGCGGCUUAUUGCUAAUGUGUGAUGUAAGCCUGUGUACCGUACUCAGUCGUAGUCCAUCGCGCAUGUAGGAUAUAGUUUAGUUUUCUUACACUUCACAUCGAUGCACUCUUUCCUGGGAACAUGCUGGUCGGUGAUCGUCAAGUAAUGCAACCGUAUCUACACGUUGCAUAUUUAUAGCGAAAUUGACAAAACUACAAAGAGUGAAGUUUCGUUCGCGUGUCGGUGCUUUGUACAUACUCUUGUGAACAUGUCUAUAACCGUUUUAAU
This is a messenger RNA of Pollicipes pollicipes, 1165 nucleotides long. RefSeq names its product phosphatase and actin regulator 2. Gene Ontology annotation, biological process: actin cytoskeleton organization. The coding region runs from base 24 to 719 and encodes 231 amino acids. The record is from RefSeq and is a predicted model, not a curated record. Lineage: Eukaryota; Metazoa; Arthropoda; Thecostraca; Pollicipedomorpha; Pollicipedidae. Gene Ontology annotation, molecular function: actin binding. The transcript has 5 exons.